Molecule: messenger RNA, 1760 nt
Organism: Aphanomyces invadans
Lineage: Eukaryota; Oomycota; Saprolegniomycetes; Saprolegniales; Verrucalvaceae
Exons: 1
Coding region: 47-1147 (366 amino acids)
Molecular function (GO): protein binding
Source: RefSeq, a predicted model, not a curated record
CUCAACCUUCCACAUUGGGCAGACCCGGUGCCGCCCGCCGCCUUGAAUGAUCGUCACGCCCAAGAUGCCGCUGGAGAAGAGGCUCCGGAUACGAACUACCGUCGACGAAGACAAGAUGGAGUCUCCGCAUCCCCGCAUGAUCGUGGAAAACAUGCUCGUGUCAUCGCCGUCGGCUACCCGUCGGCGGACAGAUGCUGGCCCGCCGCCGCAAGCUUUCGGGUGUCUCUUCUCGUCCGUCCUGUGCGACGAGAAUCUGUUUGAAAGCAUAAUGGAGUUUUGCCCGGGCGUGAGACUGAAAAACUGGACGAACGCGAUCAUGGCCGCUCGCGCCGGACACCUAUACAUCCUCCAACAACGCGAAAAAUUCCUCAAAUACAACUCGUACAUCUUCAGCGAAGCCAGCGCCAACGGACACCUCCACAUCGUUCGAUGGUGCCACGAAAACAACAAGCCUGGGUGCACGACUGACGCGAUGGACUACGCCGCUGGCGCUGGCCACCUCGACGUCGUCAAGUACCUCCAUGCUAACCGAUCGGAGGGUUCCACAAGGCGUGCGAUAGACUUUGCCGCGCUUCGGGGCCACCUUCAUUUGAUUCAGUGGCUCCAUGCGAAUCGACGGGGUGUGUGUUCGUCGGAAGCGAUGAAUUCAGCUGCCUUUAGCGGCCACUUGGACAUCGUGGUGUGGCUGCACAAGCACCGCAAGUCCUGCACAGUCGACGCCAUGGACUCGGCCGCGGGAAACGGCCAUCUCGAUGUGGUGCAGUUCCUUCAUAGCGAGCGACGCGAAGGAUGCACGACGAAAGCGAUGGACUUUGCCGCCAAGAACGGACACCUGCACGUGGUCAAAUGGUUGUCGUCCCACCGAAAGGAAGGAUGCACGACCAAGGCGAUGGACUAUGCGGCGCAGAAUGGCCACCUCCACGUGAUUGAGUGGCUGCAUCGCAAUCGACGUGAAGGGUGUACGACGAAAGCAAUGGACUGGGCGGCAGGCGCGGGCAACUUGAAAGUGUUUCAGUGGCUCCAUGUCCACCGCAACGAGGGGUGUACGAUCAACGGAGUCGCGGAAGCCUUCAAGCAAAACCAUCGAGACGUGAUGGAGUUCAUUCAAAACAACGGUAUUUAUCACGGCAUGCAUCCGCUUUUGUAAACAGUAUAAGUGUAAAUACAUGCAAGAUGUUGCCGACUAGACAAAACAACAAGAAGAAAUAUGUGCCGCCGUCAAAUCCUUCGUCGUAUCCUCCAUACGAGCUGGCGCCACCCAGACCCUCGCGACCACCCCCGUACACGCCUCGUCCGACCUGACGGUGUCCGUCGUCGUCCCCACCGCCCCACUUGUCGUGCCCGUUGUCGUCCGCACCGCCCCAUUUGUCGUGCCCGUCGUCGUGGGACAGCGCCACCUUGGAUUCGUCGGCUGGCACGGACGCCGUCGUGGUCUCGGCAGCGCGGAGCGUGGGUUGCUGGCCACUCACAACGGCAGCACCCAGAGCAGCGAGAGCGACGACCUUCAUCGCGACAAUUGCAACAAUGGCGUUCGAGCUGCGCGCGGCCCGCUGAGAUUGAUGGGUCUCGGACGCCAGAGACCAGUCGCACGCGACGGCGCUCUCACCAGUCUGUCCGCCGGUUGCACGACAGGUCGUGUGCCUCGUCUGCGGGUGCCCUCGAAGCUCGUACACGACGCGCCUCGUUCAAGUGCAUCGCGCCACACAAGGCUUGCCGUCGGACAACGGCUGUCCGGCGGCCGAGAACUACCUUGCGCGGCC